CUCAAGUAUAAAAUGGCCAAUCUCCGGACCAAACUCAGAGGCCUGGGCUGUGCUGAGGUGAUGGUAAAUUCACUAAAGAACAAGGCCCAAGACAAAAGUCAGGCAGCGUUGAAUGUGAAAAAGCCUAGAAGGGCAGAAGUCAAUUAUUGUCCGCAGUAUCCAAAAGGAGAAACCACUGACAGUCUGGAAAAGGAGAGAACUGCACUGCUUUCAGAGAUUCAGAAGAGAAACAAUGACCAUAUAGUGACAAUGAAAAUGGAGAAGACUUUCUCAUACAGAAGGCAAGAAGUUAUUCAAGGACAGCCCUUGAUUGCAGAUUUCAAAAGCAGAUGGCCAACUCUGUUCACUCAGAAAGAGAUCGACAAGGAAUUCCUGCGCAUAUCGACUGUACCACUGCUAUCUACAUUCUUUUCUGAGAUAGACAGGUACACUCCACGCAUGAUGGAGAUCUUUCGAUGGAAAUGUGGGGUGACUGGAAGAAAAAUGAGACACAUCAUGAUGGCCGUCUCCAAGGAUGACACAAUACAUUCAAGACGAGCAUGCAUCCUCAAGUCCUUGUGCGUCUACUUGAACGAAGACCACGAGAAACUUGUGAAGGAAUACACAAACACUGACGCCAACACUGAAGCCAUGGAGCAAACUCUGAUGGGAGUGUAUGUCAUACAGCAGGAGGGUGCAGAGCCUGGAGAUGACCCAGAGAAUAUUGGUGUCCUGAUUGAAGGUGUGGAGGUUCUCACUGGUUUGAGGAGCAUCGUGAUUGCUUGUGCUCUGUUAUUUGGACUGAUAUACUGUCUGAACCUAAGCUACCCACCGGAGCUCAAAUGCACUUUUGAAGUCUUGCAAAAAAUUAUCAUGAAUUUGGAUGGGCAGAGGUUGUCAUCCAAGGCACAGUUCCUAAAAAACAAGCUAAUGGGGUGAAUGAGCUUGAAACAGACUCAUGGAAGCCAGAUAGUUUUCCAUAUCUCUGCAAUGCAGAUUGUUUUGAGUUUAACUUUGAAAGUUCAAAAUUACAAAAUUAUAAAAAUGUUUAGAAGCACUAUUUGGUUUGCUCAGUAGA
Molecule: messenger RNA, 1057 nt
Organism: Erpetoichthys calabaricus (reedfish)
Lineage: Eukaryota; Metazoa; Chordata; Cladistia; Polypteriformes; Polypteridae
Exons: 4
Coding region: 13-918 (301 amino acids)
Source: RefSeq, a predicted model, not a curated record